Molecule: messenger RNA, 3064 nt
Organism: Vollenhovia emeryi
Lineage: Eukaryota; Metazoa; Arthropoda; Insecta; Hymenoptera; Formicidae
Gene: iPLA2-VIA
Product: 85/88 kDa calcium-independent phospholipase A2
Exons: 3
Coding region: 214-2622 (802 amino acids)
Biological process (GO): positive regulation of ceramide biosynthetic process; lipid metabolic process
Cellular component (GO): mitochondrion
Molecular function (GO): protein binding
Source: RefSeq, a predicted model, not a curated record
GACUUGGCUCGUCGCCCGUUAUUAUCGUCGCCCGUCUGCGAGGGAGCGAUCUCUCGCGCGAACCUAACGGGGCAAGGUGCAAGGUACGGACGAGCUGUCAUGCCGCGUUUUUGCAACGCGAUGAGUAAUAGGGAAUUGUACAACGUCUCGUCGCGGUAGAGACGCUCGCACCUCGCUCCACUCGCUCCCGUCCGUACGUCGCCGACGUACACCAUGGCCUGGCUCGGCACGAUCGCGAACAACGUGCUGCGGAACAUCGUCUUCUCGGACACGCCGCCGAACGUCGUCCAGGAGGUCCGGCCGGACCAGUACAGCAAUCGGCACAUACACUCCCGCGAGGACGGCAUCGUUCUCUACGGGCUCGGCGGUAAGGACAACAAGUACCAGGACAAGUACGAGAUUGUCCUCCACAGGCCGUGCACGGAGACCCUGCAUCAGGCGUACAGUCUGUUUCGGUCGGACACUCUGGAGGGUGCGGAGGCACGAUUUUUAAUAUAUAAAGACAAAGUUCCUGUGCUUGUGCAGAUAGUGCGCGAGAUGUGUAAUGUUGGGAAAAUUCAAAAACUCUGCGAUACUCUGACGGAACACCCGACAUGGACUCUGGCGCAUUUAGCGGCCUACUUCGCCCUCCACGACGCGUUCAUGCACGCGAUCGUCAACAGCCAGCUCAACAGUGGCGAUUCGGAGACCGGCAUCUCGCCCCUGCAAGUCGCCGUGCAGACCAACAACUUGCGCACCGUCGAGAUGCUGAUAGCGGCAAAGAGCUCACUGGAGCAUCUGGAUCACAAUGCGAACACCGUCUAUCAUUACGCGGCCACGUCCACCAAGGAGAUUAUUCUCGCUCUGGGUUCGGGUCUUCCAAACAGCUUGAACAGCCGCAACAGCAACGGCCACACUCCCAUGCACGUCGCGUGCCUGAAUGACAAACCAGAAUGUGUGAAAGCGCUCCUAUUGAUCGGCGCGGACGUGAACAUACCCGCUUCCGAGGGCCAACCCUCUAGUCCCGGCUACGUUGGUGAUUUCCUGCACAACAAGCCGAACGUGCUCCAUGCGGAGGACAUGAAGUUCGGUGGCACGCCGUUACACUGGUCGCGAAGUCGCGAGGUGAUCACGGCGCUGAUCGACACCAACUGCGACAUCGACGCGCUCAACUUCAACGGGCGCACCGCGCUACACGUGAUGGUGAUGCGCAAACGGCUGCAAUGCGUGGUCGCUCUGCUGAGCCACAUGGCGUCCGUCAACAUCGUCGACAACGACGGCAACACGCCGCUGCAUCUCGCGGUCGAGGCGGAGACACCGGCCAUCGUGCAGGCGCUCGUCGGCUUCGGCGCAGACAUCGACACUCGGAACUGGAAGGCCGAAACGCCCAGGCACAAAGCGAACAUCGACACCACCGAGGGCAACAAGAUAGUCUACUUGUUGCACGCGGUGGGCGCGCAGAGGUGUCCGCCGGACAUGACGGCUUGCCAUCUCGGCUGCAAGCAUGACGAGAACUAUACCGGUAUCGCACCAUCGGAACCGCCGCACUACGUGCCGCGCACGAUUCUCGAUCAGAUGCUUCACGUGUCCGGCAUGGAGAAGAUGGUCGAGCACGGGAACCGUAAGCGAAUCAAGGGCGGUAGGCUUCUUUGUCUGGACGGCGGUGGUAUUCGGGGAUUGGUGCUCAUACAGACGCUGCUGGAGAUUGAAUCGGUGCUGCGCAAACCCGUGGUGCACUGCUUCGACUGGAUCGCCGGCACGUCCACCGGCGGCAUCCUGGCGCUCGGCCUUGCUGCCGGUAAAUCCCUGCGGGAAUGCCAGGCGCUCUACUUUCGCAUCAAGGAGAACGCCUUCGUGGGCUCGCGGCCCUACAGCAGCGAGGGUCUGGAGAAGGUAUUGAAGGAGUGUCUCGGCGCCGACACCGUCAUGGCGGAUGUUCAAAGACCGAAGAUAAUGAUCACCGGCGUGCUCGCCGAUCGUAAGCCCGUGGAUCUUCAUCUGUUCCGCAACUACGAAGCGCCUAGCGUGAUCUUGAAGUUGCCGGAGAACGUGAUGUUCAAGCAGACACUGUCGCCGCGGGAGCAGUUGCUUUGGAAAGCGGCGAGGGCGACCGGCGCAGCGCCGUCGUACUUUCGGGCGUUUGGCCGUUUUCUGGACGGUGGUCUGAUUGCUAAUAAUCCCACCCUGGACGCCAUGACGGAGAUUCAUGAGUACAAUCUGGCUCUGAAGGCUACCGAUCGCGAGAAAGAGAUGGUACCGCUGUCGCUGGUGGUCUCCCUCGGCACGGGACUCAUACCGACCACGUGCAACCUGAAUGAGAUCGACGUAUUCCGGCCGGACAGUCUCUGGGGUACCGCCAAACUCGCAUUCGGUAUCUCGGCGCUCGGCACGCUGUUGGUCGACCAAGCGACAGCCAGCGAUGGCCGCGUGGUCGAUCGAGCUCGCACUUGGUGCUCCAUGAUCGGCGUACCGUACUACAGAUUUAACCCGCAUUUGUCGACGGAGGUCGCCAUGGACGAGAAGAGCGACGAGAUAUUGGUGAAUAUGAUCUGGACCGCGAAGGCGUUUAUGUACGCAAAUCGAGACGUGGUGCAGGAACUGGCGACUCUCAUCGGGCGCGACUCCAGUUUGGAAAAGGACUGAAAAGAGAGACUCGAGGGGUCGAAAGAAAAAAAGUACCUGGUUACAGAAUCACGUUGCGCGCACGUACACACGUUCACGCUUGGUAUAAUUAUAUCGACGAUUUACCGCUGGCUCGGUUAACGAUUGUGUAAUUAGCCUAGCAAUUAUCAUGUUACGUAGCGUGUAUUAUAGUUAACUUCUUCACCGCCACUUGCCAUCGAUGUCUCGACAAAUGUGAUAUUAUAUGUUGUCUUUAUUCCGCUCACAUUGUUGGCAACGUGAUUUGCAAGGAAUGCUGACGUAUAUCUCUUUUUUUCUUUUAUGAUUCCAACUUAGCAGAAAUCACUUUUUGUCCUAGUCACUGAAAAUCUCGCAUAAGAAUACACACAUAGUCAGUAUACAUAUAUAUUUAAUUAAUUUACAUAUAAGUUAUAAAUCUGAUCGUAAGUUCUGUGUUUAAAGC